UCGAGCCGUUUCGAGACGAGGACGCGCACAGGAAGUAAACAAGUAAUCGGUGUAUCGCCGAGAAAAAGGAGCACGGUUUCUCACAAUGUUGCGCUUGUUUUUUCCGCGGCGUUUUUCUACUAAAUGCAGCCUGCUAGCACCGCGCGACCCCCCCUCGAUGACACCGCGUGCAGGAGCGCGAGCCAGACAGCAGCAGAUGUCAGCUAAUAUUUUUAUUCAGCAACAAAGGCGGGAUGUGGGAGGGUCAGCCUUUUGUAAAUACCCGUCAAAGUCCGUACUUUGGGUGUGUGGGGUUGGUGUGGGGAUCGCUUUAGCUGUCGGGCUGAAAUACAACAGUGACGCUGCCAGCAGCUCAGGUGAUAUUAAAGUUAAGAGAACAGAAAAGACAGAUCGAUACAGAGAUGCCAUAAAGGUUAGCAGAGACCUCGUGGAGCGGAUAAAGGAUGAGGUCGGGGCUCCCGGACUGGUAGUUGGAGUCUCUGUGGAUGGUGCUCAGGUCUGGUGUGAAGGAAUGGUUAUGCUGAUUUGGGAGAAUCGUGUCCCAUGCACUUCAGAAACAGUAAUGCGAAUUGCCAGCAUCAGUAAGCCCCUCACGUCUGCAGCUGCUGCACUACUCUGUGAGGAGGGGAAACUAGAUCUUGAUGUCCCAGUCCAAAAAAUUGUCCCAGAGUUUCCCCAAAAAACAGUUGAUGGCCAAGAUGUCACAAUAACCUCACGCAUGCUUCUGUCCCACCUGAGUGGCAUGCGCAUUAUGAGAAAGAUGAAGAAAGUGAAGGAGGACAGGGAGAAAGCCAAGCGACUUUUAAAGCCCUCAGUUAAAGAAAAAGAGAUUGAAACGAGCUCAUCUGAAAACAAAGAGAAACCCACAACAGAUCAGAACACCAAGAGAAAAAAAGUUGAGCAUGAGGAAUACUUUAAGGACAACUUUGAAAGUGUCAUUCAGUCUUUGGCUUUUAAGAAUGACCCCCUGAUUUUCAAACCUGGCACUACUUUUCUGUACUCCACUCAUGCCUUCACGCUGCUUAGUGCUGUUGUGGAGCGGGCUGCUGAUCAGCACUUCCUGGAUGUCAUGACGAAUAUGUUCUGUGUGGGAAUGCUCAAUACAGUGCCUGACAAGAAUGACCCUAUUAUUUACCACCCUUCGUAUUACCUGUCGAUGCACUUCCACAGAUUUUAUCAUCACAACAAGCGUGGUAGUGUUGUGAAUUGCCCAUACGUAGACAACUCCUACAAGUGGGCAGGAGGCGGCUUCCUUCCACUGCGGGGAGACCUGCUGCUAUUCGGUAACGCUCUGCUUUACAGCUACCAGGUGGUCCACCUGGAGGAUACCAAGGGCUUACUUCCUGGCUUUCUCAAACAAACAGCCAUAGAGCUAUGGGCUCCAGUUGAUGGGACUGAGGCCAGCUGGGAUGAGGAUGGACUGUAUGCUCAAGGCUGGCUGGUUGUGGAGAAAGUGCAGAAAUACGGCCAGUGCAGAAAACGCAGACACUAUGUGUCACACACAGGAGGCGCUGUGGGGGCUAGCAGCGUCCUGCUGGUUUUACCCAGUGAAGAGAUCAAUCAGUGCCAAGAACAGACCCUUCUCCCACAGGGGGUGGUGGUCACCAUCAUUACUAACAUGCAGUCCGUGGGACUCAACAACACUGCGUUGAUUGCGCGUGAGUUUGACAAAGCCAGAAAAGAGUAAGUUCUUUAGAGCAUUGUGUGUUUGCAUUAUAUUGAAGGCAAACUUUGUGGUCUUCUGUCAUUUUGAUACAGUUUUCAAUGUGUCUGGGCUUUUAGGAAAUAAAAAUAAAUCUUUUGAAUUCAUGUUCUCAAUA
This is a messenger RNA of Archocentrus centrarchus (flier cichlid), 1820 nucleotides long. RefSeq names its product lactamase, beta (gene lactb). The record is from RefSeq and is a predicted model, not a curated record. NCBI's taxonomy places the organism in Eukaryota, Metazoa, Chordata, Actinopteri, Cichliformes, Cichlidae. Gene Ontology annotation, cellular component: mitochondrion. Gene Ontology annotation, biological process: proteolysis; regulation of lipid metabolic process. Gene Ontology annotation, molecular function: peptidase activity.